CUAAAAUCGAUGGAGGGUAAUAUUGUCCAUUGAAAGGCUGCUCUGCCCAGCCCAUAGAUCCUGCCGGGACGCAGGUUGGAGACCAGAGCAAGUAACAACGGAAAGCCAUUAGAUCUCUUUAGGGUGAAUGAAGAUGAUGAGGGCGAUGCCGGCGCCGAAGAAGGCCUUGUUCCUCGCGGCGGCGGCUGCCGUCCUCUUCGUCGGCACCUUCCUGCUCAGCAACUUCCUCCGCGGCGCCGACCGCGGCCUCCUCUGCUCGUUCUCCCCUCUCUUCUCGCGGCCCUUCACCGGCGGCGCCGACGUGCGGGGUGAGCUGGCGCUGGCUUUGAUCCACUAUGCGACCACGUCGCAGGUGCCGCAGCAGUUGCGGGCGGAGAUCCAGCUCACCUUCGACGUGCUCCGCCGCCGCGCCCCCUGCAACUUCUUGGUCUUCGGCCUCGGCCGCGACUCCCGGAUGUGGUCCGCGCUCAACGCCGGCGGCACCACUCUGUUCCUGGAGGAGGACAAGGAGUGGUACGAGCUGGUGCUCAAGGGCUCCCCUUCUCUGCGGGCGCACCACAUCAAAUACCGGACCCGGCUCGACGAGGCGGACAAGCUGCUGAAGGGCUACCGAGCGGAGGCGGAGUGCCGGCCGGGGCGGGCCGACGGCGUCGCAGGGCUCCGGCGCAACGGCGGGUGCCCGCUGGCGCUGGUGGGGCUCCCGGACGAAGUCUACGAGAAGGAGUGGGACGUGGUGAUGAUUGACGCGCCGAAGGGGUACUUCCCGUCGGCGCCGGGGAGGAUGGCGGCGAUCUACUCCGCGGUGGUGAUGGGGCGGGGACGAAGGGGGGAGGGGCAGACCGACGUGUUCCUCCAUGACGUCGACCGGAAGGUGGAGAAGGCCUUCGCCUUGGAGUUCUUGUGCCAGAAGAACCGAGUAGGCGCCACCGGCCGGCUGUGGCACUUCCAGAUCCCUCCGGUGAACCCCAACCAGACCAGCUCCGGAAGUCUCACCUUCUCAAACGAAUGCAUAUCUCAUGACAAGGGUCUCCAUUGUGACUUUGCUUACCUCUACAACCUCUUUCGCUACAAGCUCUCAGAGGAGAGUCUAUUGUUGUUGUUGUUGUUGAUAUUGAGCGGGAGUUUAUCUGUGAUGCCCUUCCUGUCACCCUUGUUGGGAUAAAUGGCGAACUCAUGAGCCUUAGGACAUGACAAUAUGUACAAGGUGAGCAGUCCUUCUGACUAGAUGGAGCUCAUCUCAUUGCAGGGAUAGACCAACCUUUUUAAAAAGAGUGAGGGAGUUGUAGAAGGCUUCUAUGAUGUCGACUUUGAAUAAUAACGGGGCUAUCCAUGUUGCUUAA
Messenger RNA from Zingiber officinale, 1340 nucleotides. RefSeq names its product probable methyltransferase At1g27930. Gene Ontology annotation, biological process: xylan biosynthetic process. The coding region runs from base 128 to 1162 and encodes 344 amino acids. Lineage: Eukaryota; Viridiplantae; Streptophyta; Magnoliopsida; Zingiberales; Zingiberaceae. The record is from RefSeq and is a predicted model, not a curated record. The transcript is spliced from 2 exons.